AUGUGGGAGGAGAACUUCGACACAGAGCAGUACUCUCCGGUCUCGUGGGCCGUGUACUUCGAGCAGAUGGAGGACGUGUGCGUGGGGGCGUCCGACUGCAGGGACGUGUUCCGGGUUUAUAAGUCGUCCCCCGUGCCCGUCCGAUGCAGGGACGUGUUCCGGGUUUAUAAGUCGGGCUCCCAGGGGCCCCUGCUGGUCCUGCUGCACGGGGGGGGCCACUCCGCUCUGUCCUGGGCCGUGUUCACCACGGCGAUCACCAGCAGAGUGCGCUGUCGAGUCCUCGCCAUGGACCUCAGAGGACACGGAGCCACUUCCGUGCGUGAGGCCGGAGACUUUUCCACUCAGACCAUGUCCAGCGACGUGGCGAACGUGGUGCGGGCGUGUUACGGGGAGACUCCGCCCCCUGUGGUCCUGAUUGGUCAUGGCGUGGGCGGAGCCAUCGCGGUGCACACGGCCAGUAACGUCCACGUGCCCAACACGGUGGGACUGGUGGCCAUCGACGUGGUGGAGGGCAGUGCCAUGGACGCCCUCCACAGCAUCCAGAACUUCCUCAAACUCCGACCCAAGUCCUUCAAGUCCAUGGAGCAGGCCAUCGAGUGGAGUGUGAAGAGUGGGCAGAUCCGGAACCUGGAGUCGGCUCGAGUCUCGAUGGUCGGACAAAUCAAAAGGUGGGAGGUGGAGGACAGUGACCCGGUGGACUCGCAGCAGCUGCAGUUCUCUGGCUCAGGUCCUGAAGUCGAGGUCGAACACGGCGAAGAAUUUUUCCACCAACGAGACGAAAGCGAGAGGGCGGAGCCAGAGGAGAACCAGGGGGAGGGGCAGAGUGUGUACAGGUGGAGAAUAGAUUUGUCGAAGUCGGAGAAAUACUGGGACGGUUGGUUCAGAGGGACGUCCAAUCUGUUCCUGAGCUGUGACCUGCCCAAACUCCUGCUGCUCGCAGGAAUCGACCGUCUGGACAGAGAUCUGACCAUCGGACAAAUGCAAGGUGAAAACAAACCUGUGGCUCUGAGAUUCUGA
This is a messenger RNA of Boleophthalmus pectinirostris (great blue-spotted mudskipper), 1017 nucleotides long. RefSeq names its product protein phosphatase methylesterase 1-like. The transcript has 10 exons. NCBI's taxonomy places the organism in Eukaryota, Metazoa, Chordata, Actinopteri, Gobiiformes, Gobiidae. Gene Ontology annotation, biological process: protein demethylation. The coding region runs from base 1 to 1017 and encodes 338 amino acids. The record is from RefSeq and is a predicted model, not a curated record. Gene Ontology annotation, molecular function: protein methylesterase activity.